Molecule: messenger RNA, 2136 nt
Organism: Bipolaris oryzae ATCC 44560
Lineage: Eukaryota; Fungi; Ascomycota; Dothideomycetes; Pleosporales; Pleosporaceae
Exons: 4
Coding region: 1-2136 (711 amino acids)
Cellular component (GO): mitochondrion
Molecular function (GO): metal ion binding; methylcrotonoyl-CoA carboxylase activity; ATP binding
Source: RefSeq, a predicted model, not a curated record
AUGCGUGCCUUUCGCAAGUCUACUCACCUCUCGCGCCAGCUGCUUGCUCCCAAUGGCAUCCGCUGCAAUUCCACAGCUACGCCCACACCCAAGGCGCUUACCUCUGUCCUCAUAGCAAAUCGUGGAGAGAUUGCACUACGAGUCGGCCGCACAGCAUCAGAAUACGGCAUCCGGACCACAACCCUCUACACAGACCCCGAUGCCCGGUCACAGCAUGCCCUCAGCUCGCCCUAUGCCGUCAAUCUCGGCGACCCCUCUGCAUAUCUCGAUGGCGACCGCAUAAUACAGAUUGCAAAGGAGCAGGGCUGCCAGGGCAUACAUCCCGGUUACGGCUUCCUGAGCGAGAACCCGACCUUUGCGAGAAAAUGUACAGACGCGGGCUUGACCUUCAUCGGUCCCCCAUGGAAAGCAAUCGAGUCCAUGGGAAGCAAGAGUGAGUCCAAAGACAUCAUGACCAAAGCCGGCGUCCCCUGCAUUCCCGGAUACCAUGGCUCCAACCAAGAUCCAGAGUACCUCAAGGAGCAAGCAGCAAGCAUCGGCUAUCCCGUGCUCCUUAAGGCCGUCAAAGGUGGGGGCGGCAAGGGCAUGCGCAUCGUCAAGGACGAGUCCGAGUUUCUUGAUCAACUAGCCUCUGCAAAGUCAGAAGCGCGCAAUUCCUUUGGAGACGAAGUUAUGCUAGUCGAAAAGUACAUCACCACGCCGCGCCACAUUGAAAUCCAAGUCUUCGCCGAUAAGCAUGGAAACUGCGUCGCAUUGGGUGAGCGAGAUUGUAGUAUUCAACGCCGACACCAGAAAAUUCUCGAGGAAUCCCCAGCUCCCCACUUGGACGAGGCCGUCAGACAAGAUAUCUGGGAGAAGGCUAGACAGGCUGCUCUUGCCGUGGGCUAUGAAGGAGCGGGAACCGUCGAGUUCAUCUUCGACAACGACACGGGUGAAUUCUUCUUUAUGGAGAUGAACACCAGGCUGCAGGUCGAGCAUCCUGUUACUGAAAUGGUCACUGGUGAAGAUCUUGUAAGGUGGCAACUCAUCGUUGCUGAGGGUGGAAAACUGCCCCUUACUCAGCAACAAAUCGAGCAGAGGAUCAAGGAGAGAGGACAUGCCAUCGAAGCGCGCAUAUACGCUGAGAACCCAGACAUGAACUUCAUCCCCGACUCCGGACUUUUGCUUCAUCUCAAGACACCCCAACCUACUUCCACUGUGCGCAUCGACUCUGGAUUCAUCGCUGGUGAUGAAGUAUCUUCGCACUACGACCCUAUGAUUGCCAAACUCAUUGUCCAAGGCCCUACGCGCGAGGCAGCAAUCCAAAAAUUGCGAGCCGCGCUUGAGGAGUACGAAGUUGCUGGCCCCGUUACAAACAUUGAAUUCAUCAAGCGCAUGUGUGUGUCUCCAGACUUUGUCGCCGGUGACGUAGAGACGGGAUACAUCCAGAAGCACCACAGUGAGCUCUUUACACCUCAGCCUCCGGCACCAGAAGUCUACGGUCAAGCCGCACUGGGUCUCGCUCUUCAGCAAAUUUCUGCGUCAAAAGGAGAUGUAUGGACGGGACCGCCUGUGACAGCUGUUGGCUUCGGCUUCAGCAGCGCCUACCAACAGCGCGAAUUCAACCUCGUUGAGACACCCGCCGACGGCAAAGGCGAAGCCAAAGCAACAAAAGUUACCAUCCGUCAGACAAGUCCCCAGCAAUUUGACAUUGUCGUGGGCGACAAAACAUACAACAACGUCACAUCUUCCUUUUCUCCUUCAAGCAAAACACUAACCUCCUUCUACCCACACACCCGUCUCGAAACAACAUUUGUACGCGACGAAGACCGCAUCACCCUCUUCCACCUCGGCCGCCAACACCGCCUCCGACUCGCCAUGCCCGAGUGGACCAAGAAGGCUCUCGGCGUCAAGGAUGUCGCCAACAGCGUUCUUGCCCCCAUGCCCUGCAAGGUUCUCCGUGUCGAGGUUGAGGAGGGCCAGGAGGUCAAGAAGGAUCAGGCACUUGUCGUAAUUGAGAGUAUGAAGAUGGAGACUGUGAUUAGGAGUCCGAGCCAGGGCAUUGUAAAGAGGAUUGUGCACGGCAAGGGCGAUUUGUGUAAGGCAGGCACUGCGCUGGUGGAGUUUGAAGAGCCUGAGGGCGAGAAGGAGGCGUGA